AUCACUUCUAUCUUCAAAAAAAAUGAAGAAGGAACCUAUUUGCACCGCUAAUACAGCCUUAGAAAGCAUUGUAAAGAGAGGUGGUUCACAGUGGAUUCGAAUUAAAAUGCAAAAGAUAAGGGUAAAUGUUUCAAGGUUUCAAGCCCAUGAUCACCAAUAGUCACAUGCCACGUCAUGCACAGAGACAGGCUCCACUCUCCAGUGUGGCAGCCCAAUCACUCUUUUCUUGAUUGAUUGAUUAACUAACUCUUCAAUUUUUCCUUUGACUCAUUAACUAAUGUCCUCCUUUUCCCUCCAAAAUGACUCCCUUUCUCAACUCAAUCAUAUCUGCAAGAACAAACAAUCCAAGAGGUAGGAAAUUCUGGUGAAAUUUUCACCGUCUUGUGUGUUUUUCCAGUAUAUCCCUGCAUUUUUCUCUGCCAUGUAAUCAAGAUCUUCCCAUUUGUUCUACUGCAAUGAGUUCUUCUGUCGUGCUCCUCUGGGUUCCUUUCUUUUUCUUCGUUAGCUUCAUUCUUGCCUCUCUUUCUGCGCCUUUCUUGCCUGCAGACAAUGUCACCCUCUUCGGUGAUGCUUUCUUCAUCAACAAUUCCAUUAGCCUUACAAGAGAACUCAACUGUUUCUCUUCUUCUUCUACACCCACUGCUGCUGCUCCUAUUGCUGCUUCUUCUUCUUCUUCAUCUUCUGGGGUAGGAAGAGCUCUAUAUGUUCACCCUAUUCGCUUUCUUGAUUCCAGAACCAACACGCCAGCAUCUUUCUCUUCCCGUUUCUCGUUCUCAAUCAUCCCUUCCCCUCUGUGUCGUUUUGGGGAUGGCAUGGCAUUUCUGAUCACCUCCAAUGGAGGUUACUUCAGCCUCUCUGAUGGGUACUUAGGUCUUCCUGAACCCUUAAGCACUCAAGAUUCUUUCGUGGCUAUAGAAUUUGAUACGAGUUUUGAUCCAUCCCUUGGAGAUAUCAACGGUAACCAUGUUGGUAUUGAUGUCAACACAAUUGUAUCUUUCGCUUCAGUUGAUUCUGUGUCACAGGGGAUUGAUCUUAAGAGUGGCAAGGAGAUGACGGCUUGGAUUGAGUACAGAGAUGCAGAGAAGAUUAUCCGGGUCUGGGUUGGGAACUCCCCGGUCAGGCCUCCAAGGCCUCUUCUUGUUGCCCAAAUUGACCUCUCGCGGCAUUUCAAAGAAUUCAUGCAUGUGGGUUUCUCCGCCUCUAAUGGACCAGGCUCAGCAGGUCAUAUUGUUAAUCGGUGGCGAUUCAAAACUUUUGGGUUUAUCCCUUCAGCAAUUCCCAUGGAUGCAGCCGAAGAUGGGGACUGCUUCAUGUGUGCUCCAGAGAAUUCAAAUGCCAAGAGAAACCCCUUUGAUCUCCAUAUAGGAAGCUUAGAGAUCAAGGAAAUGGCUCUUGGACUGGGAGGUUUAACUGCAGUUGUCUUGGCCAUGAUUGUAAUUCUUAUUAUCAGUUUUUGUUUGAUUAGGAAGAAGAGACUCGGCAUCAGAAGAAGCCAAGAAGACCAAAGUUGUAGAAUCCAAACAGCACCCAUGAGAUUUUCGCUUGCUGAGAUAAAUUCAGCUACAAUGGGGUUCAACAAGAAGAGAAUUAUUGGUGAAGGGGCAUCUUCAACUGUAUAUCAAGGGUUCCUUCCCUCUGUGGGAGCAGUAGCAGUUAAGAGGUUCACCCAGACUAAUCGGAUUGAUUAUUGCAGCGAUCCAUUUACAAAUGAGUUUGUAACAGUUGGAGAUUGCUUGCGACACGCAAACUUAGUGCAGCUCAUAGGAUGGUGCUGUGAGGGAAAUGAAUUUCUCCUGAUCUAUGAGUACUUGCCCAAUGGAAGCCUUGACAAAGUCCUGCACAAAAACAUCAAGUCAGGAAGCUCCCUCACCUGGGAGCAGAGAUUGAAUAUAGUUCUUGGGGUUGCCUCUGCUCUUACCUAUCUCCAUGAAGAAUGUGAGAGGCAGAUCAUUCACAGAGAUGUGAAGGCUUCCAACAUAAUGCUGGAUUCAGAGUUCAAUGCCAAGCUUGGAGACUUUGGCUUGGCAGAAAUUUAUGAGCACAGCUCCAUCACAAGAGAAGCCACCAUACCAGCUGGAACAAUGGGAUACCUUGCUCCUGAGUAUGUCUGCUAUGGUGUUCCCACAGAGAAAACAGAUGUCUACAGCUUUGGUGUGGUCAUGCUAGAGCUAGCAACUGGGAGAAAGCCUGUUGAUGAUGACAGAUCCGUGCUUCUUGAUUGGGUAUGGGACCUGCGAGAAAAGGGAACACUGAUGUUGGCCGCUGAUUUUAGGUUGAUGGGAAGGUUUAAUAGGGUGGAGAUGGAGAGAAUGCUCAUGGUGGGACUUUCUUGUGCGCACCCAAACCACAAGAAGAGACCAACAGUGAAGAAAGCAGCAAGGAUUCUUAGGGGUGAAGCACCUCUCCCCACUCUGCCAGCAAGGAAGCCAACCCCAAGACCUCAACAUUCCUUGCCUGAGGCUUCCCAACGGAUAAUGGAUCUUGGUGGAGAUGAUGAGAACCCUAGCUUGGAUGAUGCACCAUGGAUGACUCCAAGGAGCCAUUUUGGAUAGGGCAAAGCUUGGAGAAGAAGCACAUGAGUUCAAAUGCUAAGUGUAUGAAAGAAACUAAUUGCAUUCUAUUGCUUGUCUCUGAUACAAUAGCCUAGACAUUAUUUAGUUAGUCAGUCUUAGAUCUUGAAGAUAUAAUGAAUCCUGCAGUGGGGCGGUUCUGAGAUAACUCAUUUCAGCUAGGAUCCUCAUGGAAAGGAAGGUGUUCCACCAUUCUCAGUGGUAUCAGGAGUCCAUUUUGUUCUCAAUAUGGUAAUAAUAUUAGGAUUGCAGGGAUUGGAAUUGUUUUAAAUUUCCAUUUUAACUAUAUCUGUCAUUUGCUCCAUUUUCAGCAACUGGUACAUUAUAGAUUGUAUGCCAUAUAAGUACAUGGAAUUGAAUGAUCUUGUUGA
Messenger RNA from Vitis riparia (riverbank grape), 2941 nucleotides. Its product is annotated as L-type lectin-domain containing receptor kinase S.6. Gene Ontology annotation, cellular component: plasma membrane. NCBI's taxonomy places the organism in Eukaryota, Viridiplantae, Streptophyta, Magnoliopsida, Vitales, Vitaceae. Bases 456 to 2552 code for a protein of 698 amino acids. The record is from RefSeq and is a predicted model, not a curated record. Gene Ontology annotation, biological process: protein phosphorylation. The transcript has a single exon. Gene Ontology annotation, molecular function: ATP binding; protein kinase activity; carbohydrate binding.